AUGCCGGUGGCGGCGACGCUGGAUCCGGCGGCGGACACGGAGGACGAGUUCCACGAGUCGCUGGACCGGAUCCUCUCCUCCUCCUGCUCCUCCACCUCCGCCUCCGACGACGACGCCCCACCGGUCAUAGUGAGACGCAUGAUACGGUUCCCGGAUAGCAGGGACGGAUCACGCUCCUCCCUCCAAAGCGGCGCAAUGCCGGUGGCGGCGACGCUGGAUCCGGCGGCGGACACGGAGGACGAGUUCCACGAGUCGCUGGACCGGAUCCUCUCCUCCUCCUGCUCCUCCACCUCCGCCUCCGCCUCCGACGACGACGCCGACCCGCUCCACCGCCGCCGCCGGAGCCGCGGCCAGCACCACCACCCCAGCAACCAACCGCCGUCGUCCUCGGCCGCCGCCUACGACGUCUGGAUCUCCGAGCCCACCUCCGUCCACGAGCGCCGCAAGGUCCUGCUCAACCGCCUCGGCCUCUCCCCCUCAGGCUCCCUGCAGCCCCACUCCCCCCGCCCCUCCUCCUCCAUCCCUCUCUCCCCGCCCCGCCGCUCCCCUUCCCCGCCACCGCCCGCCACCGAGGACCCUGCUUCCCCGCCCGCGGCGGAGCCCCCGGAGCAGCCCAGAUCCGCGGGCCACGGGAAGCCGCCGCUGGCGCGGAACCCAAGCAAUGCCGGGGAGCAGCAGUGCCGGAUCCGGAACCUGGACGACGGCACGGAGUUCGAGCUCGGGGAGGUGCACGAGGAGGUCAUCCGAGAGGUCGGCACCGGGCGCCAACUCUCCCUCGAGGAGUUCGAGCAGUGCCUGGGCCGCUCCCCGAUCGUGCACGAGCUCAUGCGGCGCGCCACCACCCCCUCCUCCUCCGCCUCCCUCUCCUCGUCCGCCCCGGCCUCCAAGCCCCGCAGGGGGUGGCUGCGCGGCAUCCGGCACCUGGCCGGCACCGUCGCGUACGGCGGAACCCGCCGCGGGGCCGACGCCAAGGACAAGGAUAAGGAAGCCCGGCGCCUCAGCUCCGCCACCGACGACAGCCUCGACGGCGGCUCCUCCGGGACCGGAUCGCGCGGCGCGGGGAGGGUCAGGGUGCGGCAGUACGGCAAGGCGUGCAAGGAGCUGACGGGGAUGUUCAUGACGCAGCAGCUGCCCGCCCACUCGGGCGCCGUCUGGUGCAUCAACUUCAGCCUCGACGGCCGGUACCUCGCCAGCGCCGGCGAGGACCGCGUCAUCCACGUCUGGGAGGUCUCCGAGGGGGACAGGAAGGGGGACCUGCUCGUCGGGGAAGCUGCGGUUUCGAGGGAGAGCAGCGGCUCCAGCCCGUUUGUCGCCGUUGCGGGAAGUGGCUCGCCGGACGUGGGAGUGCUGUCGCUCAGCUCUGGGGAGAAGAAGAGGCGUCCGAGGGUGCAGAGCAGCCGGAAGUCCGUCGGCUCUGACCAUCUGGUUGUGCCUGAGUGCGUGUUUGGGUUCAGAGAUAAGCCGGUCUGCUCGCUCCUGGGACACGCCGCUGAUGUUCUUGAUCUUUCAUGGUCCAAAUCCCAGUACUUGCUUUCAUCCUCGAUGGACAAAACUGUUAGGCUAUGGGACAUCACUGCCAGUACCUGCUUGAAGACGUUCUCACACACGGACUAUGUCACAUGCAUCCAGUUCAAUCCGGUAGAUGAUAAUUUCUUCAUAAGUGGGUCACUGGAUGAGAAAGUUCGCAUUUGGAAUGUCCAGGAUCGGAAGAUUGAAGAUUGGAACGAUCUUCAUGAGAUGGUUACCGCUGCAUGUUAUUCUCCGGAUGGACAGGUUGCAAUGGUAGGGUCUCACAAGGGAAGCUGCCAUUUAUUUGAUACAACAGAGAAGAAGCUCCAGUACAAAAGUCAGAUAGACUUAAGAAUCAGGAAAAAGAAGUCGGGUCAGAAGAAGAUAACUGGCUUCCAGUUUGCUCCAGGAAGCUCUUUGGAAGUUCUUAUUACUUCUGCGGAUUCAAGAAUCCGUGUUGUUAAUGGUGAUGAACUUGUUCACAAAUUUAAAGGGUUCCGCAAUACAAGUAGCCAAAUCUCAGCCUCUGUGGCUCCAAAUGGGAAAUAUGUAGUCUGUGCCAGUGAGGAUUCUCAUGUGUAUGUCUGGAGACAUGACAACAGUUCCCAUCCAAGCAGAAGCAGGAGUUCAGUUGACGUGACCAACUCAUACGAACAUUUCCACUGCCAAGACGUAACUGUGGCAAUCACGUGGCCCGGUGCUGAAUCCCGUGGAUCGUUUGGGUGCCGUAGCAGCCGACACAGUGAUUCAGAUGGUGCAGUGAACUCUGUCCCGGAAGCUCCUGCACGAAACGAUGAGCACGAGGCAAAUGGAACUGCGAUCAGAUCCACGGAGACCCCAGUUUGCGAAGCUGGUGCAAGCACCAGCAAUCAUGCAGUUGAAGCAGUAUCCCCGUCCUUAUCCGACGAGCAGUUACCGUCAGCCAAGAGCAGCCCCGGUCACAGCUCGUCUGAUCUCUGCAUCGGGGCCAUGGAUGUCCAGCGCCGGUCCGCGUGGGGUCUGGUGAUCGUCACGGCAGGACGAGGAGGAGAAAUCAGAGUGUUCCAGAAUUUUGGUUUCCCGGUUCAAGUGUAAAGCUGGCGUGAGAGUGCGGAGCUGUUGCUGGGCUCUUUGCUGUACAGAUACCUUCACUUCUUCACCAGUUCACCUACUAGGAGUUUAACUAGCUGAAAGUUUUCUCCGUUUUGCUGUCUGUUUUAGUGCAUUAAGAGCUCACUCCGAAGACCACACUAUUCUUUUUAUUUUUGAUACAAGCAUGGCUCUGUGUAAUUGUAUGGUUAACAGCCGACACAUUCAUUUGUUCA
Molecule: messenger RNA, 2813 nt
Organism: Lolium rigidum
Lineage: Eukaryota; Viridiplantae; Streptophyta; Magnoliopsida; Poales; Poaceae
Product: WD repeat-containing protein 44-like
Exons: 9
Coding region: 1-2583 (860 amino acids)
Molecular function (GO): protein binding
Source: RefSeq, a predicted model, not a curated record